AUGGCGCAGUUCAUGUUCGAGAGUGACCUGCACUCUCUGCUGCAGCUGGACACCCCCAUCGCCAAUGUGCCCCUCUCACGCUGGCUGCGCAAAGCUAAGGAACCCUCGGGGCCCCCCUCACCCAUGCAGGCAGCCAAUCGGUCCCACGCCCCCGGCAGGACCCUGGGCCGCACUCCGGGCAAAUCUGGCUCCAAGAUUCAGACCAUCCCCUGGCGGGGACGCUCUAUCCCCCAUCGCAGUGCGGCCCAGAUGGAGGUGGCCAGCUUCCUCCUGAGUAAGGAGAACCGUUCGGAAAACAGCCAGACGCCCACCAAGAAGGAGCAUCAGAAAGCCUGGGCUUUGAACCGGAACGGUUUUGACGUGGAGGAAGCCAGGAUCCUUCGGCUCAGCGGGAAACCACAAAAAGUUCCAGAGGGUUACGAGAACAGACUGAAAGUCCUCUACAGCCAGAAGGCCAUGCCUGGCUCCAGCAAGAGGACCUGCCAUUACAUCCCUUCCCUGCCGGACCAGAUCCUGGAUGCCCCUGAAAUCCGCAAUGACUAUUACCUGAACCGGGUGGAUUGGAGCUCGGGGAAUGUGCUGGCCGUGGCUCUGGACCACAGUGUGUACUUGUGGAGCACCAGCACUGGCGAUGCCCUGCAGCUGCUGCAGAUGGAGCAGCCUGGAAAUGUUUCUUCUGUGUCCUGGAUCAAAGAGGGCAGCUACCUGGCUGUGGGCACCAGCAGCGCUGAGGUUCAGCUAUGGGAUGUGCAGAAGCGGCCUCGGAACAUGACCAGUCAUUCUGCCCGAGUGGGCUCCCUGUGUUGGAAUAGCUACAUACUGUCCAGUGGCUCACGCUCUGGUCACGUCCAUCACCAUGAUGUUCGGGUAGCACCACACCAUGUGGCCACACUGAGUGCUCACAGCCAGGAAGCGUGUGGGCUGCGCUGGACCCCAGGUGGACGACAUUUGGCCAGUGGCGGCAAUGGUAACUUGGUCAAUGUGUGGCCUCGUGCUGCUUUAGAGGCGGGCUGGGUUCCCCCGCAGACAUUCACCCGGCAUCAAGGGGCUGCAGCUUGGUGUCCCUGGCAGUCCAAUAGACUGGCAACUGGAGGGGACACCAGUGAUGGGCACAUUCGCAUCUGGAGCGUCUGCUAUGGGGCCUGUCUGAAGGCUGUGGCUGCCCACUCCCAGGUGUCGACUCAUAACAGUGAGGGGGCUUGGAAGCCACCUGCUCACCCCUCUGAGCUCCGCUAUCUGGAGGGGGAUGAGAAGAGGGUGGUCGUGUGGAUCAUCAUCGCCGGUGUACUGCCCAUGUUCCCUUUGCCAGGAAUUAUGCUGAGCGCGUUAUUACACCAACCAGAGACCUCACACAGCCCAGACCAGUGGGAAGGCCUGGCCCGGACGUCAGGAGACUGGGCUCCAGGCAUCUCAGGAGACCGAGGAGCAGACACGGGCACUGCCCAUUGGCUCAUCCGGAGCCUGGGCUCCCCGGGGGAGGAGUAG
Molecule: messenger RNA, 1485 nt
Organism: Myotis davidii
Lineage: Eukaryota; Metazoa; Chordata; Mammalia; Chiroptera; Vespertilionidae
Product: cell division cycle protein 20 homolog
Biological process (GO): positive regulation of ubiquitin protein ligase activity; positive regulation of anaphase-promoting complex-dependent catabolic process; anaphase-promoting complex-dependent catabolic process
Cellular component (GO): anaphase-promoting complex
Molecular function (GO): ubiquitin ligase activator activity; anaphase-promoting complex binding; protein binding
Source: RefSeq, a predicted model, not a curated record